Molecule: messenger RNA, 2247 nt
Organism: Venustampulla echinocandica
Lineage: Eukaryota; Fungi; Ascomycota; Leotiomycetes; Helotiales; Pleuroascaceae
Product: putative CTR1 suppressor protein
Exons: 2
Coding region: 1-2247 (748 amino acids)
Biological process (GO): phospholipid biosynthetic process
Cellular component (GO): endoplasmic reticulum membrane
Molecular function (GO): glycerol-3-phosphate O-acyltransferase activity; glycerone-phosphate O-acyltransferase activity
Source: RefSeq, a predicted model, not a curated record
AUGGCGAAGGAACCUGAAAUUCAUGUUCACAUGCCUCAUCCAGGCAAACACAAGGAAAAAAACCCUAUGACGAAUUGGACAUACGAUGUUUUCCUCUGGAUUUUCUCUAUACUAGUCGACCUCUUCUUUCGAGAGGUUCAUCCUCGCGGAUCAUGGAAGGUGCCACGGCAGGGACCUGUGAUUUUUGUCGCUGCCCCGCAUGCCAAUCAGUUUGUGGACCCUCUUAUCCUCUUGCGCACUCUCCGUUCAGAAUGCCACCGCCGAGUUGCCUUCCUAAUUGCCGCGAAAUCGAUGAACAGAAUGCUGAUUGGAUGGUUUGCAACCAAGGUCGGCGCUGUGCCUGUUGGGCGGGCCCUUGAUAUGGUCAAACCUGGUUCUGGAAUGAUAUACCUGCCCGACCCCGUUAAUGAUCCUCUUCUUGUCCGCGGAAUUCGCACGAAGUUUGACGCGGGCGAGGCACAAAUUGGAGGACUGUUGGUUUUACCCAGCGUUAAUGGAACUGCUGCCAACGCCGAGAUCGCCGAGAUCAUAAGCGCGGAGGAGAUUCGAUUAAAGAAGCCUUUCAAGGGCGCUGUGGCAAUGAAGCAGCUCACAGGGAGAGAAGACGUGGAACGAACUAGCGACGGCUUUGAGGGCACGAAAUACAAGACUGCACCUAAGGUGGAUCAGACGCAGGUGUACGAUGCAGUCUUUGAUCGCCUGAGUGCAGGUGGUGCAGUGGGAAUUUUCCCCGAGGGGGGCAGCCACGAUAGGACCGAACUGCUCCCUCUCAAAGCUGGUGUGGCCAUCAUGGCUCUUGGUGCCUUAGCAGCGAAUCCCGACUGCGGAUUAAAGAUUGUGCCUUGUGGCAUGAACUACUUCCACGCCCAUAAAUUCCGAUCCCGGGCGGUAAUUGAAUUUGGGAAUCCUGUCGAGGUCCCAAAAGAGCUAGUCGAUCUCUACAGGAAUGGCGAACGGAGAGAAGCCGUGGGUCAAUUGUUGGACACGGUAUAUCAGGCACUUGUUGCGGUCACUGUCACAAGCCCUGAUUAUGACACGCUCAUGCUUAUCCAAGCUGCGCGGAGGUUGUACAAUCCAGCACACAAAAAGCUGCCCCUACCAAUGGUGGUUGAGCUAAACAGAAGACUCGUAAAGGGUUACACGCACUACAAAGACGAUCCCAGGAUUGUCUCGUUGAAGAAGUCAGUGAAUGAUUACAAUAAGCAAUUGCGUUACAUGAACAUUCGCGAUCAUCAAGUCGAGUACGCCAAAUUCAGCAUUCCAAAAGUUGUCUUCCUGCUCUUCUACCGGUUAGCGAAGAUCUCCGUACUGUCUAUAGCCGUACUUCCUGGUCUUGUGCUCUUCGGUCCAGUUUUCAUCGCGUCGAAAAUGAUCAGCAUAAAGAAAUCCAGAGAAGCCCUCGCCGCUUCUACUGUAAAACUCCAGGGUCGGGAUGUCAUGGCAACAUGGAAACUGUUGGUGGCACUUGCGUUUGCGCCGAUUUUAUACAACUUCUACACCAUCUUGCUCACAUACUGGACAUACCACAACAGGAUUCAAGGUUACAUGCCUGACUGGGUGCCGUUAUGGGGGGUUGUUGUUUUUGGAUAUAUCUUCUUCCCAGCAAUCACUUUCGCCGCUCUCCGCUUCGGCGAAGUAGGUAUGGACAUCGUCAAAUCCUUGCGCCCGCUUGUCCUGUCUCUUAAUCCAGCAUCGAGCAACAUCAUCUUUAAACUUCGUGAACGGCGGGCACAGCUGAGUGCUGAAGUUACGGAUGUCAUCAAUACACUUGGCCCUGAAGUGUUCCCAGAUUUCGACUCUGCCAGAAUUAUAGCGGACCCGUUCCGCAAUGAACGCACUGGUAGCCCUAUAUCACCGACCGCUGCUGGGUUCACUCGUAGAGACAGCAAUCAGUCUGGUGCUUCCGACUUUACUGAUGUUGGCGCAUCGAUUGGUGGCGGGUCCAGUAUGAACAGCAACUUGCCGCGAAACGAAUCAUUCAAAAACCUUGGGAAUAUCGCUCUCUUUGCAACGCGCCCGCCUUCUAGGAGCAGGAGUGCCAGCAGCAGCAGUGGAGGUGCCGUUGGCUCAGCGGCAUUCCCGUUGCAGGCCUUUAGCACACUGGAUUCGAAAAGCAGCUUCGAGGCGGUGAGCCAGAAAAUUAGGGGAGCCAUGAGGGAGCGGGGGCAAAUGAGGAGGAGAAAGAGCGAAGAAGCUAGAGAAGAGGAUGAGGAUGACAGUGACGACGAAGAGAGAAAGAAUAUCUAG